AUGCCACACUUGUUUUUUUCCUGCUAGCCAUGAGCAGGCAGUGCUUGGAGCCAGGCGCUGCUGCCUGCCACGGGGCCUACACACCCUCAUCCCGCAGGCAGAGCAGUGGGUGGGGGUCUGCCGGGGGCGUCCGAUCCCGGCUUCUGCCUCCCCUCCUGCUUCGAACCUGCCCCGUCCCCCCCGUCCCCGUCCCCGUCCCCCCCCAAGGGGCCACCGUGCCUAGCACCCGGAACCAGUGACUCUGUGACAUCAGCCCUGUUGCUGAGGGCACCGCGGGCAACGUGAGUGCUGCGGGCACUGUGUCGGCUGCUGCGCCACUGGCAACGAGCCCUCGGUUCCUACAGCCCGCACGUGCUGCUGGUAGCGAUGCGCUUGCUCCCCCUCCUCGUCCUGCUGGCCGUGUGCUGGCCUGCGCGUGGCACAUGGGACAACUGUGGAGGGACCUGCGGGCUCCGGCCCAUGGCUUCUUACUACGGCAUGUCGCGUGUCGUGGGUGGCACAAGCUCCCACCCAGGGGCCUGGCCCUGGAUCGUCAGCAUCCAGAAUCCCUGGCUAGCAGGUGUGGGGCAUAUAUGCGGAGGGUCCCUCAUCAGCCCACAGUGGGUUCUCACAGCAGCCCACUGCUUCGUCGAGGCCAGGGACAUCAGGACGUGGCGUGUGGUGGUCGGGACCACCUACUUGACUCAGCUGGGCCCUGAGUCCCAAGUGCGCGGUAUUAGGCGGCUGGUGGCUCACCAACGCUAUAGUAGUAUCUCGCAGAGGAACGACAUUGCGUUGCUGGAAUUGGACCAGCCUGUACAGUGUGGCUACUAUGUACAGCUUGCCUGUGUGCCCAACGCCUGGCUGAAAGUGUCAGAGCUGACAGACUGCUACGUCAGUGGCUGGGGUUCCACACAUGCAAAAUCUGGAGGAUCAACUGCUGUCCUGCAGGAAGCCAGGGUCCCCCUCAUCGAUGUCAACCUCUGUAACAGCAGCCAGUGGUACAGAGGAGCCGUCCACACCCACAACCUGUGUGCUGGCUACCCGCAGGGCGGCAUUGACACCUGCCAGGGUGACAGCGGUGGUCCUCUCGUCUGCAAAGAUAAAAAUGCUGACUACUUCUGGCUUGUUGGAGUGACCAGCUGGGGGAAAGGCUGUGCGAGAGCAAAACGGCCUGGAAUCUACACCUCCACUCAGCACUUCUACGACUGGAUCCUGACACAGAUGGGAUUUCGCUCAGCAGCAAGGGCUUCUCCAACAUCAGGGGCAUGGAGUCAUUUUCUCACUGCCUCAACCCCUUAUCAGAGGCCAACACCAACACAAUCGGGCAAGUUUAGCUCCUGCCCCUUUCCCCUUGGGAAGCUGGUGGAAUUCUUUUCUCGGGCGCAGGAGCUCCUGCUGUUCCUAAAGGAAAAAAAGGCUUGAGCAACAGGAUGAAGAGGAUCCAGUGCAGGCUUGCAGCGUACCACGACCAUUUCUUUCUGGGGCACUGCCUGCUGAGCCAAAGGCAGCCUCAGUGUCAAAGGCCUGCUCCGUCCUGCCCACGCUCCUCCGAGCACACACCAGUGCUGAAGUUGACACAGUUCUUGAAAUAAACUCACCAGUUUUCACAGCUAACCAUACUUCAGGCCAAUUCAGUCUCCAGUGCAAGGCAGGGACUUCCAUGCCUGGCACCUGCACAAUGCGGCUGCGGGCAGACAAGUGGGGCACAAAGGGAAAGAGCCACAAAAGGGGCCAAAACUCUGCCUGGUCAGAGAGGAUGAUGCUUAGAGUCACCAUGGGAUGGAGGAGACUGGCAUAUCAUGGCUAGAAAGAAAAGAGGAAAAAUUGACGUGACAUGCAGAAACUUUCGGGUAUGCAUUAAGGCACACAAGCUGAUGAUCUGGGCCUGGCAUAAACCAUAGCUAACUGAACAUAUCACGGGAUAAUUCUGAGCAUAACAAGAGAAAUUACCGACAUAA
Tyto alba (common barn owl) is the source of this 1940-nucleotide messenger RNA. RefSeq names its product acrosin-like. Gene Ontology annotation, biological process: proteolysis; acrosome reaction. The coding region runs from base 367 to 1404 and encodes 345 amino acids. The record is from RefSeq and is a predicted model, not a curated record. Gene Ontology annotation, molecular function: serine-type endopeptidase activity. The transcript is spliced from 5 exons. Lineage: Eukaryota; Metazoa; Chordata; Aves; Strigiformes; Tytonidae.